Molecule: messenger RNA, 1750 nt
Organism: Hemicordylus capensis (graceful crag lizard)
Lineage: Eukaryota; Metazoa; Chordata; Lepidosauria; Squamata; Cordylidae
Gene: RNASEH1
Product: ribonuclease H1
Exons: 11
Coding region: 483-1370 (295 amino acids)
Biological process (GO): DNA replication, removal of RNA primer
Molecular function (GO): RNA-DNA hybrid ribonuclease activity; magnesium ion binding; nucleic acid binding
Source: RefSeq, a predicted model, not a curated record
GGGAGCCUGGCUGGGCAGAGACAAACAGUUGGCUGCUUUGGAAGAUGCUCUCUAGAGGGAGGGCUGCAGGAAGGAGCUGACUGAACGCUUGGCGGCCCGACACCAAGGACUGGAGGAAGGAGGAGGCGGCAACGGCCAGCAGGGAAAACACAAGCAGGGCUUGCCUUUUCCCUCCACUAUUUGCUAAAUAAGGACAAGAAAGAACCAUUGUUAUGUAGAGGGGGAAGUCAAGAAAACCCCAAAAGACGUCCUCUUCCUCACUUCUGGCUUUCUCAAAACCGCUGCAGCUGGUUUCUUUCUUUCCCUCCCCUUCCUCUUCUCCAUCGUGGUUCUUCCCAGUUUCCCCUCUGGAGGAGAGUGCGAAGAAGAGCAGCAGCACGCGGUCGUUGGUUACUGUGAUUUGCCAAAUAACUGCUGCGUUUUCUCUUUAACCUGCUGCAAGACGGAGAAGGAGUGGCAGAGGCGGCAGCGGCAGCAACAACAUGUUUUAUGCAGUGCGAAAUGGCAGGAGGACUGGAGUGUAUCACAGUUGGGAGGAAUGUAGAGAGCAGGUUGACAAAUAUCGAUAUGCCAGCUUUAAGAAAUUUGCCACAGAGGAAGAUGCUUGGGACUUUGUAAAUGGUGAGUCAGCAGAAUCAUCUUAUCACUCAUCAGGCACAUUGGCGGGGAAUGCAAGACCUGCAGAUACAUCACCACCUGAUGACCCAGCGCCUGCUACUGAAGGUUUCAGUGGUAUGGCUUAUGAAAACCAGAGAAAUGAUAGCGACUGGGGUAACAAGGGUACAUCUUGGUCAGAUUAUAACACAUAUAAGAGACCAUAUGAACAGCCCUUAGAAAACCAAUAUAAUGGAAAGCGGGCAAGAUACACUGAAACAUCCUGUGCACCUUCUGAGAAAAAAGAGAAAAUGUCAUCUAUGGGAGACUAUGCAGUUGUUUAUACUGAUGGAUGUUGUUCAAGUAAUGGACGUCAUAAAGCACGUGCUGGGACAGGUGUCUAUUGGGGACCUGAUCAUCCUCUGAAUAGUAGUGAUAGACUUUCUGGGCGGCAGACUAAUCAGAGAGCUGAAAUACAUGCAGCUUGCAAAGCAAUUGAGCAAGCAAAGACUCAAAAUAUAAAGAAACUGGCAAUCUAUACUGAUAGCAAGUUCACUAUUAAAGGGGUAACAAGCUGGGUUCCAACCUGGAAAGCUAAUGGUUGGAAGACCCGCAAAGGACAAGAUGUAAUAAACAAAGAUGACUUUGAAAGACUUGCUAAGCUUUCAGAAGGCAUGGACAUCCAGUGGAUGCAUGUUCCGGGUCAUGCUGGCUUUCCUGGAAAUGAAGCAGCUGAUCGUCUAGCGAGAGAAGGAGCUGGCAAGUCUCAGUCCUAGUGCUUCAUAAUUUAAAAGUUCCACCGGGUUUUGAGGUAGUAAUAAGAGUUAAAUAAAGCCCACUGUUACAGGUUAGCAUUUCUGAUAAAUCUUAACAAGAGUUUGUUGACUCACCGCCCAGCUGCUUUGGCAUUCGAAAACUUUGAUAUGGUUAUUUAUGGCUGUUCUUAAGAGAUGUUCAAAUGUCUGGAUAAAAUUAUGAAGACACUGCCAAAGCAUGUCUUUUGUUUCACAGUUCUAUGCAAGUUGAAUGCAUUUUAUAAACUUUGAAAAGCAAGUGUAAAUUUUAUCUGUUAAAAUGUAUGAAGAGGGGAAAUGCAGUCUGUGCUGGACAAGUAUUGCUCACUGAGAGUUCUGAAAUAAAGUUUUUUUAUAUAUUA